Pistacia vera is the source of this 2072-nucleotide messenger RNA. RefSeq names its product snRNA-activating protein complex subunit-like. The transcript has 11 exons. The coding region runs from base 256 to 1632 and encodes 458 amino acids. The record is from RefSeq and is a predicted model, not a curated record. Gene Ontology annotation, molecular function: RNA polymerase III type 3 promoter sequence-specific DNA binding; core promoter sequence-specific DNA binding; bent DNA binding. Gene Ontology annotation, biological process: snRNA transcription by RNA polymerase III; snRNA transcription by RNA polymerase II. Gene Ontology annotation, cellular component: snRNA-activating protein complex. NCBI's taxonomy places the organism in Eukaryota, Viridiplantae, Streptophyta, Magnoliopsida, Sapindales, Anacardiaceae.
AAGGGGUUAAUGCUGUCAAAGUUGAAACCUUUCUUCAGGGUUGGAGGGAGAGUGAUGAUUGAUGAAGCUGAAGAGGCUUAAUCCUUCGCGUAUUAGGGAUUUUGUGUCUUUCUCCAACUCAAUUCAUUCUUCUUACCCUUUAACAAUAAUUGGGGUUCACAAUCUCAUUCAAAGCUUCAAUCUUUUUCAAUUCCUCCCAAAAAUUAUCGUCUAAGUUUAUAACUUUUGUAUAUAUUCUUCGUUUUGCUUAAAAAAAUGGGGGAAGAAAUUCAAGUUCCAAGGGGUGGCCCUAUUUACACGAUCAAUAUGAUCAGUCCUCUCACUAGAGUUCCUGAAUUUGAGGAUGCUCUUCUUCGCCAACUUGAGGACUUCGAAGCUGAAUUGUGUUUGGAUUCCUCUCAACUUUGUGACGAUGACUUUGACCUUUCGGUUGAUGAACUCAAAGUUUAUACUGAAGAAGAGUUGGUGGAGAUGGCUUUAAAGGAAAGUUUUAAGGAUGUGGAGAAUGCUGAGAAAUCUUCCCAACCUUUACAAGAUUACUCCAAUGCAGGGGGAAAUUUGGAAAGGUCUGAAAGAGUGAAUACUUCAAAUUUUGAUUCCUCAAUCAGAUCUCACUCGGAAACAAAUUGUAAAGAGAUUGUGAUUAAAAAGAAGUCAAGGAAGAGGAAGAAGAAGGAAAAUCACUUGAUAGAUAGUUGUAUUCAAAAGGUGGAGCGGCUGGCUUCAAUAAAACAAAAGCAAGAUGAAGACAAAGCUGCAGCAAGACUUCAUUCAUUCAACUCUAGUUGCAAAAGUAACGAACUUGCCAUUCCAUCUUCAGAUAAAAUUGAAAGGUUUCAAUCCCUCAGGUCUACAAAUUUUGCAAAGCCAAGGUCAUCGGACAUUCAGGAGCAUGUACCUGUGCGAUAUCCUGAAAUUGUUCUCUGUGUUGAAGUUUAUCAUAACAUACGAAAAUGGGUAAAGACUCAAGAGUUCUUGGUACUAGGACGACAAACCUUGACUGAAUUGAGAGAUAAAAUUUAUUGCUUGACAGACCAAGUGAUGCAGAAGGCUGGAGAGCAUGAUCCUUCCGGAUAUUUCUUGAUAGAAGAUGCAUUUUACAAUGAUUUAAGAGAUCCCUCUGCCAUAGAUUAUAGCAAACCUAUAUUUGAUUGGCUUAGGAACUCCAAGGAUGAAGCUCUUAAAAAAUGGGAAUGCAUCAUAAAUGGUGAAUUACAGCAAAAGCAGAAGGCAAUCCUUGGUACUGUGUCAACCUCACAUUUGCCUCACUUCAGAGCUUUUGACAUGCACACAACAUGGUUUCGUGACUUGAGAUUUCGACUUGGUGCAGCAUAUCUCUACUGUCAUCAGGGAGACUGCAAGCAUACGAUAGUAAUUAGAGAUAUGAGAUUGAUUCAUCAGGAGGAUAUGCAGAAUCGAGCAGCUUAUCCAAUAGUCAUAUUUCAGCUAAAACCACGUACACAGAAAUGCAGUGUUUGUAGGAUUUACAGAGCAAAGAAGGUAGCUGUGGAUAACAAGUGGGCUCAAGAGAACCCUUGUUAUUUCUGUGAUUACUGUUAUUCCCUUCUUCAUUCAGUGGAUGGAAUUCCACUGUAUGAAAAUUGUUCAGUGUAUGAUUAUCUCCAUGAUUAAUUACUCGCAUAGAAAUACUUAACAUAUUGAAGAUAACCUCCAUUUGUUAUCCAUGCUUUUUUUUAUGAUUAAGAUGAGUUGCUACGUUGGCUGUAGUUGCUGUGAUUAUAACUUGUAUGUCAUAACUGAAAAAAAGGUUCGAUUUUCAAACGGUAAUGAAGUAGGAAACAACUCAACCGAUUGUAUUGUAGUUGUAUGGCUGGUGGCUUCUGGAGUUUGGUUUUGGUAAAAACAUGAGGCUAUCACUGAGUGUUGGGACAAUUUUAGGUUGUCUUUUGCAAAAUCAAUUUGAGUUUACACUUUGGGCUCCUUGCACAAGUAAAUGGAUUAUGGUAGACUGAUGGCUAAUUCUAUGACAGUUUUAUCUGGUUUUUAUAUGCAGUAAAAUGCUUCAAAUGACUUCAAAGUGGCUGAAAAUCUUGUAACUUAGAUGACUUCUU